AACAAAUAAUAAUCAAAUUAAUAACGAAAAUGGAGUUGCUGAAACUCUUCAAAUUCAAGCUCCAGCUUCGAGCUCUCGUCACGGAAUCUCGAGAUCUCAGGGUAAGAAUUCUCCGCCUUCCAGGUUCCUCUCUUUAUCUCUCUCACCGCUUUCAGAGUUCCAGUCUUUUAUAAAAGAGGGAGCGAUCAGCGACGGAACAAAUCCAUCUUUUAUUUCAGAAACAAAAGCAUACGGAGGAGGAAUUCAGUCGAAAGUUGCAGGAAUUGCAAGCGGAAUCAGCUUCGUGUAAUGAUUUGCGAGAAAAGCUCGAAAGGAAGGAGGCUAGCUACCUACAAAACGAUAAUGCUUUGCUCGAAAACAAGCAAAAGGAGAUGAAAGGAACUACUAAUGGCUUGCUUCAGUCCAGGGAUGAUCUUAUAAAUGCUUAUCAGGAUUACAAAUCAUAACUUAAUAAUAGUUGCAAUGUUUCAACUCGUUGUGCUUCAAUGGCAAAGAACAAAAUGGAUCAGGUCCCCACGUUUGAGAAAGUGUCCGUAGGCUGGAAGUUUUGCUGUUAUUUUGCACGCGAUCCAGAAUGCUGUUACCUUAACUUAAGGUUCUAUUCACUGAUUUUGAUUUUGUUUUAUAGUCCAAUCAUGAAUGCGUCAUUAUUGUCUCCUGCCAGUUUUUGGUUAGCAAUGAAUCUUUUGCAGUCUGGUACGUUCUUUUUCUCUAAUGGAGAGAUGCCAGAAGGCCACUUCUUGUUUUUCCCUUCGGAGAGAAAAACAGAUUUCAUUUUUAGUCAUUCUGGAUAAGAGGAAAAUCUUCUAUUAGUUAUCAUAUGAAAAUCUGGUAGUAGUUGCAUCAAAAUCUAUUUUCUUCUCGUUAGCAGUAGUAGCAUGCAGGAAAGUUUUUGUGACCUCAAAUUUACCCAGCAAUCAUGCUUGAUUGAAGCGAAUUGAGAUAUUGAUAAACCAGAUCUUAGAAUUGAUCCAAGAAAUAUACACGAUGUAUUUAACAAUGACCAAAAAAGGCAUUCAUACUGAUUUUACUUUAUUAUUUGUGAAAUUGGGAAAUCAGCUCCGCCUCUGUGCUAGGAGUACAACUCAAUUAAAAUCCCUCUCAAGUGAACAAAAAUCUCAACUCCUCUGGGUUAGAGCAAUUUGGUCACAGGUCAUGUUUUCUUCUCCACCAUCAGCUUGCUCUCAGCUUCAUUUGACUGCAAAUGUUCCUCACAUCUCAGCAAACAAUGGAAUGGAUGACUGUGAAAUGUCAACACUACAGCUUGAUUCAGAAUGCUCAACAACCCAUCAAUGUUGAAGCAUCAGAAGAUCCAUGAGCAGAGGCUUAAUUAUGUAUUGGUACCACCGUUUCAAGAAGGAAUUUUGAACUGGAAACUUUUGAGGUAAGCUUGUUGGAAUUUUUAUGUUUCCUCCCAAAUUUGUCAAUGCCUUAGUUUGAGAUAUCUGUUGUUCUAGUCUAGUACUAAAAAUAUAGUAGGUCGGACUGGACCUUGUGGAGGAACCCAUUCUGCUUAUAUGUGGGCUGGAUAACGGGUACAGAGUGCAGACACUCCUAAGGAAGGGAGAGGAAAAAUUAAGAAACUUCAGUGAAGGUCAUGAAACUUUGGCUCGGUCUCAUUCAUUAGCCAGACUUAACUAGGCCGCCUUUUUAGUCCUUCUGUUAUAAAGUUUAUAUAUAGAG
Messenger RNA from Rubroshorea leprosula, 1683 nucleotides. The record is from the annotation of a GenBank genome assembly. Lineage: Eukaryota; Viridiplantae; Streptophyta; Magnoliopsida; Malvales; Dipterocarpaceae.